AUGGCGACCAAGAGGUUCACGCGCAAAGAGCUCGCCGAGCGCAACACCAAAGCGGACGCGGUGUUCAUCAUCAACAACCUCGUCUAUGACGUUACCAAGUUCCUGGACGACCACCCGGGCGGCCACGAGGUGCUGAUCAACGCCGCCGGCACGGACGCCACCGAGGAGUUCGACGACAUCGGCCACAGCCUCGACGCCAAGGAGCUCCUCAAGAAGUUCCUCAUCGGCGAGCUGGUGGACGAGGACAAGAGCGCGGUGCAGAAGCGCAACAUCAACUGGACCGCGGCCGAGACGGACACCGAAUCCUCCGGCGGCUUCAUGAGCUCCUGGAAGUUCCCCGUGGUGCUGGGCCUCGUCAUGACCGUGCUCUACAGCUACCUGUUCGGG
This is a messenger RNA of Iphiclides podalirius (scarce swallowtail), 387 nucleotides long. The record is from the annotation of a GenBank genome assembly. NCBI's taxonomy places the organism in Eukaryota, Metazoa, Arthropoda, Insecta, Lepidoptera, Papilionidae.